AUGCAUAAAAGAUUACCAUUGGCCCUCGUGUCGGCCCUGACGCUGGCGUUGACUUUUGAAAAUGGGCUGGCACUGCCAUCGAGUGUCUGUGCUAGCUUACGGGCAUCACUGCCCGCCGGGCCACAGACUGAUUCUUUGGUUUGCCCAGAACUUUCUAAUCUUGAUGACCUCCACACGGGUUGCGACAAGGCUGUGGCAGCCAAGCUUUCCAACACGAGCUUCACCGUGGCUCCGACCGCCAUUCAUCACUGCUCCUUUGUGGAAGGCCCUACCCAGCCGAUUGACCAUCGGCACCUGCAAACAGCGCACAUUUCCAACGCCACCUUUCAAGCCUUCUACUCUAUUGAGUUUGAUGCCUCCACGGCAAGCGUGGCGGUUCACGUGCGCCUCGAGGUCAAUCUCACCUUGAGUGGGUCCAUGGCUGGUUAUGUCGUGGCUGACGAGGAUCCUCACUACUUGUGGGCCGAGUCCAGGCUGGUCUUCCCGCUUGGUGCACGCCCCAUCGCACUUUGGCAAGCAAAGCUGGAGCCCCCUAAGGAAGCGGAUGCUACCGAGCUCGUGCUGACCGAUAUUAACGCCAUGGAUGGUUUACCAGCUCUCAUUGUAGCUGGUCUUGGAGCACCUCAUUCUCAUCCCAACUCGCUCUUACCAGCAUCCGCGGCAUUAAACAUCCUCAACCUGCCCCCUCGCUGGCUUGCUCCUCUCUGGGAUAGCCCAUCUACCCUCAAUUUGGCGGCCCGAGCUCUCCUACCACGCGCCCUACCAGAUCCGUCAAGUCCUCGGCUGGUCGGUGUUGGUGGGCUUCUAAGCUACGAUGGAGUGCUUGCCCCAGGCGAUCUACUGCAAAUUGACGUAUUGCUUGCAGAGCCUGAGGAGAGAUCUCGUCUCGCUGCUGAUGUCGCCACACAGCUCGAGUUGAUGCUUGACAGCGCAUUGAUCAACGCCUCCCUCCCAUGUCCCAGGCUGAGAAACGAGAGCGCCCUUUUUGAUGCACUGCAGACCAUGAACGACCUCACGCUCUUCGUCAACCAUUCCAGCGCUCAAGUUAUCUUCAUGGGCCUUUCAUUUGCGACUCACGUGACGAUUGACUGCGGCACGACUUUUGGGCCUGAAAUGUCAGAGCACAGGCCAUUCCUCAGUUUGUCCUUGGAAGCCCGUCUCCAAAAGAUAACAGGGUUACCCGUCACCUUUUUUGCAGCCCCAACUCUGGCCGUCAGCAUGUUACAGUCCCUUGAUGUGCCAAUCUCCGGGAGGGCUAGUGGUGUUUUAGUCAAUGGCAGCACAAGCGCAGCCAACGCCGAUGCCCCUCUUGUUGCAUUGCAACCGGCGCAACUGUUCUCAUCAGAUGCUACGAGCGCGCCAGCACCUGAUUUCGCUUUAACCAACGCGACGCGCUUGCAGUCAAUUUUUGACGCACUGCGACAGGAACUCCUGACGUUGGUACCCUCGGACGCCCUGCCGCUCAGACGAGCUAUCUUCCGUAUCCUUCCAGAUUUGAACUCCAGCUUCAUUUGGGACAGGUGUGCAGCCAAGGCCCCAUUGCCCACGCUGCGAUCUUGUCUCUUUGACGCUCUGACCGCCCACGCAGAUCUCGAUCCGCGCUUCACGCCCAGCAACCAACUCUUCAUCACUGUUCAUCUCACUGGCAAGGACUCUUACGAUGAUCCUUCCAGCAACCUCAACGCCACCUUACAAGCUGUUAAUGAGCAAAUUCAAGGGCUCAACGUCUCUUUGGGAGCUCUGAACCUGUCGGCAAGCGAGCUUGACUUUGAUGCCGACACUCAAGCGGACUUGUCUUACACCCUUUAUGCCGAGCUGAUGAUUCCGUGUCUGACUGAUCCGAGUCCCACUGCUCAUGUGCAAGCCGAAGAGGUGCACGCCAUGCUCGCUUUGCAAGCUCCGUCAUAUGGGCGCAGCAUUCAUGACAAUUGUGGUGAAGAUGCAAGGAAUUGUUCUCUUUGGGCCCUUGACCUCAACGCCACGCUUGACCUUGCUCAUACCCCGCGAGAGCGCCCCACAGUUAGUAUUGGCUUUCCAGCGCUUGGAACAUCAGCUCGUGCAUUGUCGACUGGAGCAUUGUCCAUCCCCCGAGGAAGAGCUUCUCUUCCAACGACGACGCUUCCGACAGCCCUGAGCGACACUGCCAAGGCAAUCAGCACACCACUGGAAACCUCCCUACUCACAGGUCUGCAGUUGUCCCAGUACAAUGACCUAGGUCCCCUGAACCUAUUGGAGGCUUCAGACUUUUCUUCGCUGGUAGGAGACAGCUUGACUGAAGCUUUGACGAUAUCCAACGGAGAUCUGCCCAGCGCCGAGGCUGCUCUCGAGCACAUCUUGGCACAGCUCCUGGGAAAUAGCUCCGCGUAUUAUGUUCAAGUCAGCGCCUCAUUAGUGGCAGCAGGCCUUGAACCAGGUGCCGAUCCAGUGCAGACCGCGACGAGUUUAUUGUCAGUUGACCUAUUAUUUGCCGUGAGCGUACAUACCUUUCUGAGCAUCGAUUCAAGCACGACACCCUGGGCGGGCAAACUGUCGACGGAACGACUCAAUCUAGUGGUACCCUUGGUCACAACACUGACUUUAGCCUUGGAUCUCAGUCCAACAGGGCCCAGCGCUGGAGGUCAAAGAGCGACUGCUAGUCUCUUGCGCCGAGCCUCCACUGUCAUUGGGGGCCUACACUUGGCAGCUCAUCUCAGCAUGGAGACAGCUAUUGCAAUGACUGCAGAGUUUCAACUUGCUCUUGCAGCCGCAAAUGGCAUGCCUGACAGCAAUUCCAAAGCUACGCUAUCCAUAAAUGCGACCCUGUCAUCGGAGGAAGUUGUCAAUCUCGAGGCAUCGAUAUCGUCGCUUGGCAGUAAUGCGACGGCGCUAGAUUUGGCAUUCCCACGCUUGCAACAGAGAAAAGGCGUCGACCCAGAUGUAGCAAUGGCCCAGUUUAAGUCACUGGCUGGACUGCCAGCAACACUCCUUCGCUCAGCAAACACGCCAGUAGCGCCUGGCCUGGACCCUAGCCGUUACCACGAUCUUUCUCAGGGAGCAGCUGAAUUGACUGCAGCUCUGUCAUCAGCUUUGCAACGACCUGCUAUCCCGCAGCCCAUUGUCGCCAUAGCAAAGUCCGUGGCAACAGCUGACCUUCGCAAUGUUGCCAAACUGCUUCUCAACGUUACGUUGGUCGAUGAUAGCAUGCCAACCAUGCCGCCCACCUCCAGCUUUCAGUGCAUUCUCGAAGAAGGCGGUGCCGUCUUGGAUUAUAGUUCUUGCACCCACUUGGUGCAAAGUUUAAACGCACAACUGGAAAGCUGCGGAGUUGGUGAUAUCCUAAGGUUUACGUCAAACACGGUGGUUAAUUUUGGCGGGGCUUGCGACGAGCUCAGCAGUCUAUCUCUGCAAAUUGCGCACCCUGGUGGCUUGAUACCUUUGACAGUUUCUACAAUAGUUCCAGGAUCUGAAGCAACUCAUGUACUCGACGGCCUUCAAGGACGCAUAUACAACGAUAACAAUACUGCUCCAAGCUGCACCUCCUGGACCAGCUGUGCACAAUUGCAACAAGGUCUGAUCGACUCCUCGGCGCGCACGCCGGCUGUAAAGCGAACAACUGUGUCGGCCAAAGAUGCCGCCAGCCUUUUUCCAUUCUCAGAUGCCGUCACACUAGACUUGAGGCCCUACUAUCCUGAAGCGUUUUCAGCUGUUCAGCUGCCCCCAGCACAACUUCCCGCUUACACCUACGCGCAAAACCUCACGCGAGCAACCGAGUUGGAGGCAAGCAGCGGGCAACUGCGGGUCCUACUUGGCGGAGCACAAGGAACAAAUGGACAGGCCAUUUGCCCAACUGGCGGCCCUUUCAAUAGGACCAUGCGGCGCCGAUCCAAGAACACGGCCGAUGCACCCCAGAACUAUGCCCCAGCCGAGGUGACAGUCUCUCUCUCGACGGCCCCCCUGAUAGUGGCUCUUGACACGCCGCCACAAGUGGUCAACGGAAGUAUUGUGCUUCUGUCCUUGCCGUUGAAUGUAAGCCUGACAGCGCCCAACAGCAGCAACGUGAGCUUGAUUCUCAAAACGGCUCUGCGCGCUCGAGGGGGUGUACUCCUUGACAGCUGGAACCACAACAUCUCCUUCAACAUCCCCAAUGGCUCACUGGUCCAAGAAGUUUUCUGCCCAGCACUCCGGGCUGCCAUUCCAACCGAGUUGCGCACAAUACUGCGCUGUGAUGUUUCCGAGUAUCAAGAUUGGCGACACCUCAAACGUGUCACUAGGCUCUCCGGUCCGCCACCGGAAAUGCUUCAAGUUCAACUGAUUGCAACACCUACUCUAGCCAACUCUAGUAUCUACGGCGACGCCAUGCUGAUACCAGAGGACCUUCAAUUGAAUAAUAGCACCCUGGAUGGUCUUCGCAUGACAAUGACAGCCUUCCCUCCUCGGUUUGCCAUGAUGGUUUCAGACCUGCGUGUGGCUAGCCAUGUUGAGGUAGAAAUGCCGGACAAUACCAAAAGGGCUUAUGUGACUGUCGGGCCUAUUGCCAUGGGCGCCAGGCAUUUAGCUGGUAGUGCCAAACUUAAUGUUACUGUUCAGCAAAGCUCGGCCACAUCGCUUACCCGGCUUGAGGAUGCUAUCAGGGCAGUGGCUCAACCCUCAAUGCUGGACAUGGCUGGCCUGGAAGUUUUGGUUGACAUUCAUGGCGAGCAGCUGAUUCAAGGGCUCAGGCCAUGUCUUUCAGCUGUAGGGGCAGAUGAUCUGGCAGCUGUUGACAUCAAGAUGCAUGCAGGAGUUGCGGCAACACUUCCAACAUCGAGCCAUCUUGAUGCCAUUUUGUUUGGCACUUCACAGCGAGCCGGGUCUCAUUUGUAUGCCUUGGCGACCAACCUAUCUUGGGAAGUGUCGUUUGAGAAUGGCACGGGCUCGGGGCGGCAGGCCCUUCAAAGCCUUUUACUUGCAGAUCUUCAGCUGCCAUGCAAGAUAGCACGGACUUUGGCACAGAGCUCGGCUGAGGCGGGGCGGCAGCAGUUGGCGCAAACCGCAUUGCCUUUCUUGACAGCCUCCCUGGCCAAGCCACUGGAUCAUGCUUUGUCGGCAUCGCUUGCAAAUGCUGCUGGGUCCCUCUGUGCAUUGACUUAUGCCACCCUGGAUGACUUGUGCAUACAGCUGUCCUCAUUCCUGAGCCUUCCGUUGAUAUGUGGAGGUGGUGCGUCUGCAUUGACUUUUUCAAACAACACAGUCGAGCUGUGGCUGACCGCAGAUAAUCUGAAUGCAACGACUCCGACGACGGUGGCAUUUGAAACUGCCUUCUUUUUGAACGAGUCAAGCUUCCCGGAAGGCGUGAGCAUUUUGCCUUCCGAGUCCAUGUUUGGCAAUGUGCGGAUAAAUGCAACGGUAUCUCUUUCACUAGAUCCGCGAGCAUCAAAUGCCAGAGAAGACUGUGGUGACCUGUCCAUGCCAACAAUGCCUGUGCGGUUUGCUCCAGGGUCACAUCUGAGUCUCUCAGCUUCAUUUGCCUUUGUGGGAGACGCCUGCUUGUACAUGGGGCCGCUGCCUGUGUGCUUUCGCCAGUCUUCUAUUGCUCUUGAGGAAGCUACUUUGGCUGUGAUGCUGAAUUCUCUAUCCCCACCACCUUCUCCAGGCAAACGGUCGCAUCACAAAGCUCCUCGCAGUCAGACCCCAUUGCAUCUACAGCCGCUACUAGAGCCGCACGUGUUGUUUGAGGGCAGGGCACGGCUUGAUGGUUUGAUGGAGAUUGAUUCUGACUAUUGUCAGCUAACGCUCGAAGUUCACAACCUCACAGCCUAUGCACUUGCGCUUCUGAGCUGGCAGCACACACCUGGCAACGAAAGCAAUGGAACUGCACCAGAUGGAACACCGCUGCAUAUAGGCUCAAUGCACAGCCAUGAGUUGGUGAUGUAUCUCGAAGCGCUUCAAGAACAGGCGGGGCCAAAUGCGCCUUUCUCUUUGAGCAGCAUCAAUUGUCCAGGACACAUCUUGAAUGAUAUGCUGAUGUCUGCACUCGCGCGACACAAUAUUCAAAAUAACCUUGCCAAUUUCGGGCGAUUCGAGAGCCAGCUCAAGGAUAGCAUGAGAUCAGCCGUGGAACCUCUGCUGGAAGACCUCGAAGCGUUGAAUUUACCCUUUGUUAAUACCUUUGGUAUCGACGCAAUUCGUGAUGGUCUGCUUGAUGGCUUGUUCGGCUCAAACUUUUUCAAGAAGCUGCUGGAGCUUUUGCUGGACAUUUUGGUAGCUAUUUAUGAUGGCGUUGAGGGAUUUCUGGAGUCUUUUACAGCACUUUUGUGUAAGAUUUUGGAAAUCGGAGGCCUCUUGAACAAGGAAGAUUGCCCACCCGCACCAAAGCCCCUACAGUACCCAUACCAAUGGCGAUUGCCCUUACAUUUACACCUGCAUCCAUGUGCAUGUCAAGUGAGCGUCAGUCUUGGGGCCAAUACAACUCUUGCCAGCUUCAACUUGUGCAGCUCGACCCACGAUUUGAGCACUUGGCAAGACGCAUCCUUCUUUCAAGAUCAUCAAAAUGUUAGCAGUGACAUGAUUUGUGCCGACAUUACGGUGCAUGCUUGGCCAAACUUGACCAUCGACACUGAUGGUGUUAGUAUUCGAUGGCCUUACGAUGCCCCUGCUCUCAACAUUGAGCUGGAGGCGGAAUUUGACAACUUGUCAUUCUCUGGCUAUUUUGGUCGGCUCGCCGUGGAGUUUGGCCCCGAUAACCAACAAGGAGCCAAAGGUCACGUAGGCUUUGCAGCCCCAGUCUGGGCGUCUCCUCCGCGACCUGAUGGGAAACAGGAUCUUAAGCUGGGCGUGCCGUCGAGGCUUGAGGCAUCACUAGGUGGCCGUGCUGCUGUCGCGUACCUAUCCUCUGAUCCUGCCUCUGAUCCUGCGUCAGAUUUUGACGCAAGCCCCCGGAUCGAGGCGACGAUUGCUGCCGAAUUUGACAUCGAAGACGGUGUUCUUGUGGUGCACAAGCUUCAUUUCGAGGAUGUAUUGAUAUGUCUGGCAUCACUUGCUGAGCAGCUCGGCGGCGCGUUCGAUUUUAUGGAUCACGGUUUUAUCGGCUUUUUACGACAAACAUUGGACUUGCUGCGCACUCCUCUUCCCCUUGAGCCGCUGAUUACCGUCUCCAUACUGGAUCUUCUCAUGAUGUAUGCAUAUGUCUUCACGACACCCUUUUCUAAUCUUUCCCACUUCAUUGCCAUGCUUGACGAUUUGGGUGAAACAUUUGAUUUGCUAAAAUUGCUUAAAGAACAGCUGAGCGAUGCCACGUGCAAAACGCUGUAUGGGGUGGCGGAGGUGUUUUCGUUAGCCUUUUCUACCAUUGAACAAGGCAUUACCACGAUAGGCGACAUGCAGUUCAAUAUUUUCUCGGAUAGCGGUACAGUGAACAUUGGUGACGCUUUGUCCUUUUUUGGAGCCGUGUUUGUGCGUCGAGACUUUGGGAUCUACUUGCCCAUUCUUGCCGCGGAGGGCCUUUCGGGCUACGUUGGACGUGAGGUGCUAGGUGGACUGGACGCAUUGACAGGGCGGGCGCCUGAUGUGGCCGCCAUCGGUCAGUGCGACACUCUCCUCUUGUAUGCGUCGCUUCCAAGUAUUGCGGCGGAAAUCGGCUAUGCAAUGCCAUUGGGCGUUUAUGGGCCUUUGCUGGCCUCGGCCAUGAUUAAGCUCACGGGAUCAGCUGAUAUGGGGGAAUACUACGUCUGUGCAAAUAGCCGUCAACCCCUAAGUGCAUUGGGCGCCUUAUCAGGCUUGAGUGUUGAUACCUAUAUUCCAACUGUAAACAGUCGGACGAAUAAACCUGUCCAACCAUGGAAACUAUCGGCAUCUGUUGCAGCUGGCCUGAGCGCAGACGCAAUGUUCCUCAAAGCCUCGCUUGCUCUUGCUGUGGGUUACGAGAUGUUCAAUGAAAUUUAUAGCCCAUAUCCUGGCUAUUCAACGCUCAACUUUUUGUUCCGCGUGAUUCAUGCCAAUAGCGACAAACUAAGCGAUAGCUUCAUCAGGACUCAAAACUUCUACGCCCAAAUAUCUCUAGGCGUGUACGUGUGCUGGUUUGUUCCGUUCAAGCGAAAGUGCAGCGAAGUACUAGGUGCUUCCGCUCAAUACAAUUUCAUUUCCCACAAACGUACUCCGAGUUUUCCAGAAACACUUGCGGAUAGCAAUGGCCACAUCGAUUUGAGAAACGCCGCGGCGAUGGACCAAACAGGCGAGGCUGGGAAGCUUUUUGCUGGCUUGGCACAAACCCCGCCGCGACUGGGCUACCCUGCCGUAGCAGCAUCUUUUACGGCCGUUGCCAAGGCAAAUGAUGCAAUGACGGUCGCAGAAACGGUGCAGGGUAAGGCUUUGUCUGCAGUUCACAUACAGUACACCGACCAACCUUACGUGUUUGAGACCAGCAACAUGGCUCUGCCAAUUGCAACGCUGCCACGUGGUGCGGACGUUCGAGUGCUCUCCUUUUCGGACGAGGAUCCCUUGACAGGGACCUCACAGCUCGAAUACACGAUUGACGCAUUUGGUGUCCAGCCUGGCGGUGGCAUGGGCCAGUUGGGACUCGAGGACGGCUGCGAGUCGUUAUGGCUUGUGGCUCCUCAGGACAAUGCAGAAGUUAGCUUGAAAGGCACGCCUUGUGCUACUACUAUUGACGCAUUUAAUCGAGCUCGUGUCAACAUUGUGGCCAGCAGCGUCACAGACUUUUCCAGCGGCGCAGUUUUGGUCGCCACCAGCGCUGGGGCAUGGGAACAUGCGCCCAGAAUGGAUGCGUCUGCGCCACUUCAUCAUCUGGCCACAAGUGGCAGCAAUAUUGGCCCAUACAGUAUUUUGAUAGCCGUCUCGGAUGUCAUUGAGAUCGAUCUGACAGGCACAGCUGUGACAGUGCUAUCCCAAGUGGCCGCUGCUACGGGCGUUUCUCUCUGGGGACCGAAAUACGGUCCUCUGGCUGCGGACGACGCGCUCAACGUACGGUUUGAGGGUGCUAAAUCUCCAAAGUUUCUUGAAGUCCAAGGACAUCGAUUGCUUGCAACAACCGUUUCUAUCAACUCGGUGCUAAGCGCAACAGAGGCUACGGUGACCGGCAUUGGAGGGUCACUCAUUUGUAAUGUAAAUCUAGAUGCAAUCGCAGGCAGUUUGAAUGUUGCAGGAUCGCAAGGCCAAGCCAAUAGCCUCAACAUUACAAUGUCAGUUCCAGCCAGCUCCGCGGGGCUUGUGCACGUUUCACCCACGAGCAUUGCCAAGCAAGUCGGCGGGAGCAACGCACAGGCUUUAGGCAGUGGCAACCAGACGGCCGUGACUCAACAUGUUACAGUGGCAAACAUUGCAUUGCGAACGAUUCAACUCUUUGCUGGAGCAAGCGCCUCAUUGAAAUCUGUUGUCAGUGGAUCAGAGCAGUUUUCAGUCUUGGAGGUCCAUGCGCAUGGAGAGGUGAAUAGCCACCUUACGCAUCAAGUCAGCAAGUGCUCCUCCCACACAGCCGGAAAUACAUAUUAUCUCGAUGGAGGGACACAGACUGUGACGAUUGGCGAUGGUCAAUUAUGGGGCAUGAACUGCCUGAUUCGUCUCAUCGCCCCGCCCAAGCCGGACAACGCAACAAGUGUCAAAGGUAAUUAUAGCGUCGUUCUUAACGCUACGCAAGAGCCUCAGGGACUGACUUGGUCAAUGAGCGACACAUCGGCCAUCUCUAUCCGAGGCACGGACGGCAGUUCAUGGGUGCUUCAGCUGGUGGCUGAAAACAUGGACUGGGUGGCACUGCAUCUUGGCCCGAACGAAAACAAGGUCGAUAUCGUUCGCAGCCCGAUUUCACCCACGGAAGUCGAAAUACACUUCCCGGUCAGCCACAAAGGCCCCCAAACGUUAUUAGCAGAAUCGUUGAACACAGCCGUGCUUGUGACAGGUUCCGUCAACAUCACGGCAGGUCCGUCAAACUCUGAUAAUUUGGAUCCACUGGGCAUGUGGUUGGGCAUGUUGGCCAUCUGUCAGGUUGGACUCCCAGCAAAUAGCACCCCAUCCAUGGCACCGCAAGCAUUGAAGCUCGAGGGUUCUGGACCCGCUGCUCCUUCUCAACAAUUUUAUUUUGGCAAUGGUUGCGGCGGUCAAGCGCCUUUUCGUAAUUCCACGGUCAAGCAGCCGUACGAGCUGCCUUCAGAUGAAAUGAUGGCGCGCAUGGCAGCGUGUGGCAUUGAUGCAAAUAUGAGACUGUGCCCAGUCGUCUGGGCCGGACAAGAUUUGACACUGGGCUUUACAACCGGCCCAAAGCCUGAUUUCAUUUGGAUCAAUGAUCAUUGCGGAAAUACAGUCAUCCAGUCUGGGGCUGGGGAUGACACGGUCGUGCUCUCGUCUGGGUGUAACAAAAGUACAAUCCAGGUUGAUGCCGGCAUGGGUUCGGACAACAUCAGUGUGAUUUGUCCGUUAAACGGCGGAUUUGUCGACUUUACGGAUGAUCAUGAUGCUGACACUUUGUCCCUUUUUAUCAAAGACCACCACACAAGUUUGAUUGGGACCAUUUUGCAGGAUAUCGGAGGCGUUUCGGCCGGAGGCGGAGCGCUCAGUGUGCAGAACUGGCGCUCGGAGGAUCUGGUUAUGAUUCGAGGCCAGGAAAAUGCGUUGGUUGCAGAUGCAACCUCGGAUGCAGGUCUUCAGCUUUCACAAACUAGUCAAGUGGACAACGAAACCGCCAUCGCCCCUCACGUGAUUGAUACCCGUGAGGGCAAGUCUCUUUCCAUGGCGUGGGAACUAGCCUCCUCUUCGCGUGUCGAAGUGAUUGGGAUGUGCGCUGGCUGCUUUUUAACGCUUUUGGCAAAUGCCAAUCCACCGCCAGUCAACGCCACGGUCAGCGUUAAUCUCGGCUCAUACGUCAAUGGCAGCACAGUGCGUCUGCUGUCCAGCAUUGAUGCCAAUCUGACUUUGGAGUUUGUAACGGCAAACCAGACAGAUGACUUCGGCGCGUUGCUCGUAAAUGCUGGCGCGGCCGGCCCUGUUACCGGGGGGAGCAUUCGUUAUGGCGGUCUGUACAUUGAAACUCACUACCUUGGAGCACUUCACAUUCGUCAAGGACCAGCGUCAUUGUCCUUCCCUCAGCUCGUUGUAAAUGGGGUUCCCAGCCAAGCGCCAUUGCUGGUAGAGGGUCACAGCACUCGCAACAAUGGCCUGGAUCUGGUCGUGCUUGAUUCCCCCUUGAUUGUGUCCGUUCCUCAGCUUAAAAUUGCACCAUCUGUGAGUCAGCUGCACGAGGCCGGACUGAUCAUUGCCGUCAAUGGAACCGAGCUUGUUGUGCCCGAAGGAUGGGCCGAUGAGGCCGUGUUGUGGCAAGGGUGUUUGCAACAGCCCAAUGGGCUGAGGACAGACUCUGCAAUUCCAAACUCGGCUUGGAUUCAAGCUCAGCUCGCAGCCCGUCUUCCAGGUGGUGUAGCAGAUGCAGCCCGAGCAAUAAAUACGCCGUGCCCGGUGUUUUAUGGCGGAGCAGGUCCAACAUACCUUCCUGUGCGCAAGCUGCACAUUUCUGAUCUCAGGCCAUCCUGGCUUGUCAAUGUCACCAUGGCAGCUGGUCACAAUCCAAGCGAUCCUUUCCAAACGACCGAGAAGGAACCCGAGCAAACACUCAUCAUCAAUGACACGUUGCCCUGGCCGUCAAAUGCAGAGCUAACACUUGGCGCGGGGGGGCACCUUACGCUGUUCGGUGUUUUUAGCGUCCAAUGUGGCCAAUCAGCGGAAGUCAUGAUAACUGCUGCGCAAGGGGUCGCACCGACGUUGGACAAGUUGGACGUGGCCUGUCUGGAUGACACAAGACUUCCAGUCAGGUACCAGUUUGGAGCCGAUGGUGCUGAUGAUUGGCUUCACUGGAAUGCCUCAGACGGUGGUUGCUCUGGCAAAUUCCCAGCUCAGCCUUCUGCUUUGUCGCUGCCACGAGCUCUUCGCUUUCUCCAGGCUGCCUUGCAGCCUCGGCAAGACAUUGAACUUGUCUUCAGUCCCCCUCCACUUUCUGACAGCAAAGUACAGGCACGUUCUUUACUCCUGAACCGCUCAGGCCUGCAAGUGUACAGUGAGCCAGCCGAUGCAGCGACCUCGAUGACGAUUGACUGGUCCCAACGCUCUGAGAGAGUUACAAAGUGUGCGGUGCACCUUCUGGAUGGAGCAAACACAUUCAAGCUGCAAAGCCUUGGCACAGCGGUUGUGCCUUUGGUAGAUGCAGAUGCAAAGGCUACCGUCAACAUUGAGCUGCCUGCAGACAUGGUGACGGUCUUUGACAGUGCUAAUGUUCGCGUUGAUCCUUCCAAACGGACACUGUACCCAUCCACAAAAGCCGGCUUUGCGGUGGUGCUCGGACUUAUCAGUGGAGUUAUCUUCUCGGUUGGAUGGUGCCCACCUGAUCCAGUGGAUGAGGAGCGCCAGUAUUUGAUCAACUCUUCUGAUGGAGAACACUUGGAGGCGGGGGAACUGACUGGCCCAGACACGGACAGCAGUGGUACUAAAGACGCGCGCUCCUACGAUCGUCAAGAGCCUGCGCAUGCUCCUUCGCCUGCCCAGGUCUCGUCAAGUUUGCUUCAGAAGGUGCUCCUGGUUUGCCAAUGGGUUAAGCGCGGUACCUCGUACCGGACGCUAUUGGUGAGAGCAUCGGCUUUUUGGAUACCAACGCUAUCUGCCGCCUUUGGGCGGGUCGGAUCAGCUUCAUGGCCUCUUGUCUGGUACGUUCCAGCAACACUGGGUACAGCAGUGCUGGCUGCCCAGUUGAUGUCCAGAACUAGACUAUCGAAGCUUGCCUGGGUCCUGGCUACUGUCUACUUUGCUCUGUACAUGUACGUCAUGGUUGCGGCCGCGGAGGGUGCCGCACUCGACAAUCAUGCAUAUGCAGCCGUUUUGGCCUUCCCACCGACGUUCAUUGUGGCGACAAUCACGUGGACCCUGGUUGAAACCGGCUGCACUCGACGAGGCACACGGUUUGCUCUGAUUCAACAAACAUCCGAUGUACAGUAA
This is a messenger RNA of Monosiga brevicollis MX1, 12945 nucleotides long. RefSeq lists its product as uncharacterized. The record is from RefSeq and is a predicted model, not a curated record. Lineage: Eukaryota; Choanoflagellata; Craspedida; Salpingoecidae. Bases 1 to 12945 code for a protein of 4314 amino acids. The transcript is spliced from 2 exons.